This is a messenger RNA of Electrophorus electricus (electric eel), 1003 nucleotides long. It is a transcript of the gene tmem47, whose product is annotated as transmembrane protein 47. Gene Ontology annotation, biological process: cell-cell adhesion. Gene Ontology annotation, cellular component: cell-cell junction; membrane. The record is from RefSeq and is a predicted model, not a curated record. Lineage: Eukaryota; Metazoa; Chordata; Actinopteri; Gymnotiformes; Gymnotidae.
UGCAGUCGCAUCAGCACAAGUGGCGCGAUAGCUGCAGCAGCGUCUCCGACGCGCGGCAGCUCGCCAUCCUCAGACGCGAGCACGGACCACAACGGACCGCGGGACAGACAGGAUCAUCGUAACAUCAUUGCUCAGCAAACGCGCACCGCCGAAGCAACCGACAUGGCCUCGUCCGUGAGCGGAACGGAGGACGUGCGCGUGUCGUUAACGCCCCUGAAGUUGGUGGGCUUGGUGUGCGUUCUCCUCGCGUUGUGCCUGGACAUCGGGGCCGUGCUGAGCCCGGCGUGGGUGACUGCAGGCGCAGAGUUCUACCUGUCUCUCUGGGAGUCGUGCUGGAAGCACGUCAACACAUGGCAGUGCAGCAGCACGCUGGAGACGGACUGGCAGAUUGCUACUCUGGCCAUGCUACUUGGAGGAGGUCUCCUCAUCCUCAUCUCCUUUCUGGUGGCUCUGAUCUCUGUGUGCACCUGCACAAAGAGACGCUUCUACAGACCAGUCGCUGUGAUGCUGUUUGCUGCAGUUGUUCUGCAGGCCUGCAGCCUGGUUCUCUACCCUAUCAAAAUCAUUGAGACCAUCACUUUGAGGAUAUACCACGAGUUCAACUGGGGCUACGGCCUGGGUUGGGGCGCCACCAUCUUCUCCUUUGGGGGAGCUAUCCUGUACUGCCUCAACCCCAAGAACUAUGAAGACUACUACUAAACCUUCUUGACAACUACAUUACCCACAAUGCACUAUGUCCUCUACACUGUUCAUGAUAGCAGCUCAUGCACCAAACUUUGUGUCUCCUUAUAGAACUGGUUAGAUCUUUCACAAACUGGAUGCAGAGCAAGGCAAGGCCUGCCAGAUGUGAACGGAAAAAUCUGUUUGUCUGAGUACUUUUAAGUGUUGUCCAACAUCUAACCCAAUUUUCACACCAAUAACCAUCUGUAUCUGGGUUAUUGUUUCCCAUGAUCGCCCUCUUAAAUUCCUUCAUCAGUCAUUAAACUGUCACCCCUUUUCUGUC